UUGAACUCGCGUGCGUGUACGAGCGCUGGAGGUUAAAGAAGCUCUCCGUAACUUCGCAUUUUAUUCACGACUUUUUUCAGUGAACUAAUUGAUGAACUGCUUCUUUUUUACCUUUCAAUUAACCUCGUGAUACAUAAGUAUUUUGUAAGUUGUUGUAGAUACUGGAUUAAUGUGUUUUUGAUGAACCUGCGACCUUGAAUUUUAAGCAGUCGUUAUCGACUUUACAAUAAUGCUAUAUAGCGAGGGAGAGAAUAUUGCCACGAAAAAUAUAUUUCUUACGUCUAUGAUUUCUGGAGCUGCUGCAGGGGUAGUGUGUGACAUAGUUUUUUUCCCUCUAGAUACUUUGAAGACUCGGUUACAAAGUCAACAUGGAUUUAUUAAAUCUGGAGGAUUCAGGCACCUUUAUCAAGGCAUUGUACCAGUCAUGAUAGGCUCUGCACCAGCAGCUUCUCUAUUUUUUAUGACGUAUGAAGGGAUCAAACAUGUAUUUCAGCCUUACCUUCCACAUCAAUAUCACUCCUUUAUACACAUGGGUGCUGCCUCCUCAGCUGAAAUGGUUGCAUGUUUAAUCAGAGUGCCAGUGGAAGUGGUGAAACAGCGCAAGCAAGCUUUACUUAAUGACACAAACAGACUGAGGCUAAGGACUCUUUUUCGAGGAUAUGGUAGUACAGUUCUCAGAGAUUUGCCAUUUGGACUGGUGCAAAUGCCACUCUGGGAAUAUUUCAAAUUAUGCUGGACCAGAAAAGCUUGUCGUGAGUGUACUCCCUUUGAAGGUGCUACUUGCGGUGCUGCUUCGGUAACAGUAUCGGCGGCGAUAACGACACCGUUGGACGUUGCUAAAACAAGAAUAAUGCUCUCGUCAACGUCCGCCGAUAAGAAGGAAGUUCGCAUUUCGACAAUGCUCAAGGAGGUUUACAGAGAAAACGGAGCACGCGGGUGCGUCUACAUAAAUGUUUCGCUUAUAAAAUUACCUAUUUUAUUUUACAAUAUAAAAAUGAAUAAAGAUGUGAAUGCUUUUCAUAACUAUAUAUCUACCAGUACAAUUCGUUAUCUUUCAUUACAGAUUGUUUGCCGGUUUCACGCCACGAGUCUGCGGCUUUACAAUGGGUGGCUUCGUGUUUUUCGGCGUGUACGAGCAAGUUCGAGAAUUAUGCGAAUCAAGAUUCAACGGCCAGAUGUAAUUGCUUCCAGUAUUUUUUUCUUCUUCGUCAAAUUAGAGAAAAAACUGAGCUUCCGCUGAUUUAGAUACGCACC
This is a messenger RNA of Phymastichus coffea, 1254 nucleotides long. Its product is annotated as mitochondrial S-adenosylmethionine carrier protein-like. Gene Ontology annotation, molecular function: S-adenosyl-L-methionine transmembrane transporter activity. The transcript is spliced from 5 exons. Lineage: Eukaryota; Metazoa; Arthropoda; Insecta; Hymenoptera; Eulophidae. Gene Ontology annotation, cellular component: mitochondrial inner membrane. Bases 230 to 1240 code for a protein of 336 amino acids. The record is from RefSeq and is a predicted model, not a curated record.